This is a messenger RNA of Amorphotheca resinae ATCC 22711, 900 nucleotides long. RefSeq lists its product as hypothetical. Gene Ontology annotation, molecular function: oxidoreductase activity. The record is from RefSeq and is a predicted model, not a curated record. NCBI's taxonomy places the organism in Eukaryota, Fungi, Ascomycota, Leotiomycetes, Helotiales, Amorphothecaceae. The transcript is spliced from 3 exons. Bases 1 to 900 code for a protein of 299 amino acids.
AUGUCUGUAAUCAAGAACGUCGUAGUUAUAGCUUCCACUGGAAACCUGGGUCCGCCAAUCGUGCGGGCCCUCGUCGCCGCAAACUUCAAUGUCACGGCCCUCACGCGCGGCUCAUCAGCCCCCUUCUCUUCGCCCGUCCAGGUCCACAAGGUAGACUACGAAUCGGCGUCCUCCCUCGCUGAAGUAUUCAAAGGCCAGGAUGCGGUCGUGAGCCCCAUCGCUACCGGCGGGCUCGGCAUACAGAAGAAGAUCAUUGAUGCUGCGGUCCAAGCAGGCGUGAAGCGCUUCAUCCCCAGCGAGUUCGGUAUCGACACGCGGAAUGCGGAGGGCGGGCUUGGGAAGAUCUUGAGCGCCAAGCAGGAGACUAGGGAGUAUCUGGACAAGGUUUCAAAAGAGAAUCCCGGGUUUACAUGGACGGGGAUCUCUACUAGCCUGUUUUUCGAUUGGGGCUUCAAAUGGGGGUCUCUGGGUUUCUCCCUCCCGAACAAGACUGCCACCAUUUUCGAUAGUGGUAACGAGCCUUUCCAUGCCACGAACUUGGAUACCAUCGGUGAAGCCGUCACUUCCGUCCUUUCCCCCGCCCACUUUGCUGCGACCGCGAAUCGCUAUCUUCUCAUCUCCGGUGUCACAACUACUCAAAACGCCAUCCUGUCGAUACUAGAAGAAGCUACGGGCGAGAAAUUCAAGGUGAGCCAUGUGAGCACAGAAGACAGUCUUAAGACAGCGGACGAGAAGCUCGCAAAGGGUGAUUUCUCUGCGUUUGGGGAUUAUCUGAAGGUGAGGCUGUUUAAGGAUGGAAAGGGCGCCGCGAGGACGGCGACGGCGGAAUUGGCAAACAAGGAGUUGGGGUUGAGGGAGGAUGAUGUGAGGGAGACAGUUAGGAGGGUUCUGAAGGUUUGA